AUGGCCUCUGUUAGCAUGUACCUUCCCGCUAACACCGCUACUGGCUGCCGGCUAUCCGCCACCCACGGCCACUACAAGCACGGCAGGGAUGCUAACCCCGGCUACCACCAGCGCGACAGCGGCUCUCUCCACGGCCACCUCCAGCAUGGCAGGGAUGCUAACCCUGGCUACCACCAUCGCGACAGCGGCUCUCUCCACCACCAACCCGGCAGGGAUGCUAACCCCGGCUACCACCAUCGCGACAGCGGAUCUCUCCACCACCAGCUCGGCAGGGAUGCUAACCCCGGCUACCACCAGCACGCGGCUCUCUCCACGGCCACCACCAGCACGGCAGGGAUGCUAACCCCGGCUACCACCAGCAUGGCAGGGAUGCUAACCCUGGCUACCACCAGCACGGCAGGGAUGCUAACCCCGGCUACCACCAACGCAACAGCGGCUCUCUCCACGGCCACCACCAAGGCAGUAGCCAUGCUACCCUCGGCUCCGCAUACCAACACAGCUAAGUUUCAGCCUAAAGUCAACGACACCAUCUUGGCCCCGAGAGUCUCCUCUGAGCCGGCUGCGAAUCUCCACUUCUGCACCUUCCAGCCGCUGACCCCUCUGGAGGCUCUGGAGGAGCGCCUCCUCUUGGACUCCACCGCCUGGCCUGAAACACCAGCUCUUGUUUCCCUGCAGCAGACCAGUGAUCCAGCUCACAGCAGCUUCACCAUCCUCCCAAGGAGGAGAGGAGGACAGUGGCAUGUCGGGGAUGAGCUGGAGGUCAUGAUACAAGCCUCUGACUUCCAGGGUCGUCCCAAGAAGUCCGGGGGGGAUUUCCUACUCGCCCGGCUGCACAACCUGACACUUGAAGCCGGUGUUGUCGGGCAGGUAGUGGACCAUCUGAACGGGAGCUACUCGGCUGUCUUCUCUUUACUCUGGGAAGGAGACGCUCAGGUUGAGGUGACGCUGGUUCACUCCAGUGAGGCCAUCUCGGUGCUGGACCGAGUGACCAGAAACCAGCCGGACCGGAUGUUCUUCAAGAGCCUCUUCCGCUCAGACUCACGCUCUCAAGCCACCGUCUGCAACGUCUGCCUCCGGCCCAUCCGGCCGCUGUGUAACUUCACGGACCUCCGCACGGGGGAACCGUGGUUCUGUUACAAGCCCAAGAACCUGAGCUGUGAUGCCAGGAUCAGCCACUUCAGGGGAGGAUUCAAACAACCACUCAAGGCCAAGGAAAAGGAGCUCUUUCAAAGUAAAGUCAACAUGAAAGUCUCCAUUCAGGCUUCAGGACCUUCCAAUGUCACUGUGUUGCCACUAAAGGGAGGUCAGCUGAAGGUGAAGAGCAGCACUGUGACACCUGGACCGUCUGGUUAUUACUACCAGGGUUUGUGGCGAGGACUAACUGGCACCACAGUUCGACAUUUCGACGAGGCUGCCAUCACUAAGUGUCUGAAAAACAAGGUGGUCAACAUGUAUGGAGACUCCACCAUCAGGCAGUGGUUUGAAUACCUCAAGGCAGCCCUACCAGAUCUUAAGUCGUUUGAUCUUCACAGCUCAACGCAAGGUGGACCUUUUAUGGCCUUAGACCAUGGAAACAACAUCUUGAUGAAGUUCCGCUGCCACGGUCCUCCUUACAGUUUGGCCAACAUCCCAACUAGAGAGCUUCGUUACAUUGCUAAUGAGAUAGACGGCUUAGUUGGAGGCACCAACUCUGUCGUAGUCAUUGGCAUCUGGGUUCACUUAAGCACUUACCCCACGGCCAUUUACAUCCGGAGGGUACAGACCAUCCGCAGGGCGGUGGUGCGGCUGCUGGACAGGGCUCCAGGAACGCUGGUCUUCAUCCGGACCGCAAACCCCAAAGUUAUGACGCUUUACGAGUCACUUACUAAAAGCGACUGGUUCUCACUGCAGCGUGAUCAGGUGCUCAGAGCCAUGUUCAAAGGACUGAAUGUCCAUCUGAUCGAUGCUUGGGAGAUGACCCUGGCCCACCAUCUGCCGCACCACAUCCACCCGUAUCCUCCCAUUAUUAAGAACAUGGUAAACCAUAUCUUGUCCUACAUUUGUCCUCAGAAGGCUGGCUAGUUGUGUUGUUUGUUGAUGUCACAUUCUUUCUGAGUUUCUACCAACUGCCUUCUAAAAGCAGUCCAUGUUAAGACUAACAAUCGAUCUCUAAUCAGGGAGUGUUGAGCGAGUACAAAAAUACAAACCUGUUUGCUGCCUUUAAUUAAACCGGAUUCAACAACAAUCAAUUUCUGCAUCUCACUACUGCCUUUUAUAAAUCUUCUUUUCUUUUGCAUUAUGUGUUGAUGCUUUUGUGGAAUAUGCCUACUAUGAACUAUUCAUACACUCUGUCAUAUUCAUUGAAUGUAUUUUAACUCUAAAUCUGUCCUUCUGUACACAUCUGUAUUGUGUUGUGUUGUAAUGUAUAUUUUGUGUCAGCACAGAGACACUUUACCUAGUCAAAUUCCUUGUUUGUGCAAACUUACUUGGCCAAUAAAACUGAUUCUUAUUCUGA
This is a messenger RNA of Pseudoliparis swirei, 2494 nucleotides long. Its product is annotated as NXPE family member 3-like. Bases 1 to 2061 code for a protein of 686 amino acids. Lineage: Eukaryota; Metazoa; Chordata; Actinopteri; Perciformes; Liparidae. The record is from RefSeq and is a predicted model, not a curated record. The transcript is spliced from 7 exons.